Beauveria bassiana ARSEF 2860 is the source of this 636-nucleotide messenger RNA. RefSeq lists its product as uncharacterized. Lineage: Eukaryota; Fungi; Ascomycota; Sordariomycetes; Hypocreales; Cordycipitaceae. The transcript has 2 exons. Bases 1 to 636 code for a protein of 211 amino acids. The record is from RefSeq and is a predicted model, not a curated record.
AUGCCUCGCCCUGGGAAAUUCCGCGAGGAAGAGCUGCGUACUACUCAUCAAGCUCAAUCCAUUCAUCGCUACGCAUUUUCUUCUUCUCUUUUUGUUGGCCGAACUCCGACUGAUCCUCUUCGUUCUCCAGGAACUACCAGUUCGCGCCGUCGUCGUGAGCAAGACAUGGCGGCCGGCCCUUCCCAGAGUCAUGGGCGAGGAGCUCCUCGCUCUUCUACCACUCGCCUUCAAAGCUACCAAGAGGAAAUGGUACAUAGCGACCAAGGGGCUCCCGAUUGGGGUUGGAAUUAUGAAUACGUGCAUCGCGACGAGUACGCCAGACUCGAGAAUGAGCGCGAUUUGUUGUUUCGUGCCCUCCAACGCCAGGUAGCCACCAAUCCGCCUGCGCAGCCUCUUCCCAGCAUACCCGGUCUUAUAACCUCCGAGCAGCGGUAUGCUCUGGUUGCCUAUAUUCUCAUGUGCCAAGAGCAAGAUCGAAUCGCCGCGCAUAACCAGCUUCUUCGUGAAGCGGAAGUUGCUCGUCAAGCAGAGGCGCGAGUUCGCCGUGAGCGCCGUGAGUGCCGUGAGCGCCGUGAGCGCAGUGGCACGUCCUAUUACUAUUAUAGAUAUGAAUACAUAUGCCAAUGGAUUGAAUGA